Molecule: messenger RNA, 624 nt
Organism: Lathyrus oleraceus (garden pea)
Lineage: Eukaryota; Viridiplantae; Streptophyta; Magnoliopsida; Fabales; Fabaceae
Exons: 1
Coding region: 1-624 (207 amino acids)
Source: RefSeq, a predicted model, not a curated record
AUGUUGAUUCUGGCUAUAAGGGAAAAUAAGAUUCAUAAUGUCGUUGUUGCUAGGAAUGAUGUUCCGGUCCAAGGGCCUAUUCCAUAUCCAAGACCUACAAUUCUACUUCCCAAUCUUGUGAUUUAUGGCCUUCCUCCAAGAUUUACUCCUCCGUUGGAGGGAGUUGAUACUCAGUCGAUACAUACCUCAUGGUUCACUGAUGGAGUUGCUACACAAGGGACGCUUGUUGUUAAUCAGAUCCACAUUUCUUGUACUGAUGAGGAGCUCCAAGACGAGUACGAAAUUCAAAAUUAUCAUGGGGUUCCUCCAAUGGUCAACCUUGUUGCUACUAAGGAUUUUAAAGCUAUCCUAAUGUGUCGUGCCUUGGAAAAAAAACUGAGGGUCAUGGAGGGGCAUAACUCAACCAGUUUGAGUGCUUUAGAAAUGUGUCUAGUUCCAAAUGUGGUGAAUCCUCCUAAGUUCAAAGCACUAGAAUUUGAGAAAUACAAGGGCCUCAACUGUCCUAACAUCCAUAUAAAGAUGUACUACCGAAAGAUGUCCGCAUACGCCAAAGACGACAAGAUCAUGAUUCAUUGUUUCCAGGAUAGCCUGACUGAGCGUCUCUGGAUUGGUAUAUGCAAUUGA